GUCAAUGCCUGCCUGUAAUCUUUGUGGAUACCUAGGUCAAGUCAACCCAUCACACAUGCUGACAUAACGCAGCAGCAGGCUUCACACUAACGCGUGGAGGUUAACAUAUCGAUGGCCCAAGUGUAGUAAGAUCUUGCCGAAUCGUUCUACUUCCCAAGUUGUGUUCUCAAUUCAUAGCCCUGCUACAUAUAGACAGCAGGUUACACACGUUCGAUGCUCAGCUCAGUCUCUCCUCCCUCUAAUUCUGUCCUGGUCACUGCUUCCUCGUACGCUUCUUCCUCUCUUGGUUUCCAGCUGCUCCAUUAUGCUAUGUUCCUGCCUUUUGUUUUUUCUGGACUCUUGUAACGAGAUGAAAAUGGCUUUGCUUGUCAUGCUACUCAUUCCUCUCUUAUCUGCUAUACCCUCUCAAGCCCUCCGUGUGAGAGGUCACCGGCUGAAAUCAAAGACUUUCCGUUCUCCGGCGAUCUUAUUGAGCCCUGGAUCAGUCUCCAACAAGUACUACUACGACAUCGACUUCCCCCGAGGCCACAUUGCACUCAAGAGCUUCCGUGCCGAGGUCGUCGAUGAGGAUGGUGUCCCUGUCCCACUCCAUGAGACCUACCUCCACCAUUGGAUCGCCGAACCAUACUAUGCUCUCAAGAACAAUGGUAGCGGCGCCGAUGCGCAAAAGCUCCCGACGAGGAAGAAGGUACUGAAUGAUGGAGUGUGCAAUGUGCUUGGCCAGUACUUCGGGCUCGGCUCCGAGACUCGCCACACCGCUACAUGGGUCCCUGAUCCUUAUGGAAUAGAGGCCGGAAAUCCGGAGAAGGUCCCCAAGGGAGGUUAUGAGGAGAAAUGGUUCCUCAACGUCCACGCCAUCGACACGAGCGGAGUCAUUGACAAGCUUAGAUGCACCGAGUGCGAGUGCGGCUCUUACAAUGUUACCGUCGAUGAGGAUGGGAUCACGAUCCCGAAGAACUACACGGGUGGCCUGUUUUGCUGCUAUGAUCAGACCCAAUGUCAGCUCAUAGAUGGGUUUGGAUCCAAUUUGCGAGGUGCAAAGAGGAAGCUGUUCUUGCAGUACACCGUGACGUGGCUCGACUGGACCAAUGCCAAGGUGGUGCCUGUCAGGAUCUACAUUUUCGACGCUACUGAUACCGCUUUGCUCGAUGGAACUUCGCCUGGAGAUUCUUGCCAGAUUGAGUAUCAGGUCAAAGAAUGCAGCCCAGAAGAUCGAGCAACCAAUGAGUGCAUCCAUGCUAAGACGGCCAAAGCGGUCUUACCGCGUGGUGGCGAUGUCGUGUUCGGUGUUGCGCACCAGCACUCCGGUGGAAGUGGUUCUUCUUUGCAUGAUCAGGAUGGGCGGCUUCUAUGCGAAUCGCUUCCGACUUACGGCACGGGAAAGGAGGCAGGAAACGAGGCAGGCUACGUCGUCGGAAUGUCGACGUGCUACCCGAAGCCGGGAUCUGUCAAGGUCAGCGACGGUGAGGUUCUGACUGUAGUCUCCAACUACAGCAGCUACCGCCGGCACACCGGCGUCAUGGGCCUGUUCUACAUCCUUGUCGCUGAGCCGCACCGACAAUAGAAUAAUCUCGUUAUUUUUUCAGCCUUCAUAAGUUAGAAUUUAUCAUGUCUUUAUAAUAGUUGGGCUAUUCUCCUGUUUUGCGGGAUGGCGCAAGUCUUAAGGGAGGUGGCGCAAUUGUACGAUCAAGCCUUGCUCGUUGAAUAAAGGAAAGCUGAAAAGCCGGGCAAGUUAACCCGGCGCAAAAACGACUUGUCACUCGUGCCAGCUCUUCUUUUAUUUUUUGAAGCUGCCGAAUUGUAUGAGUUCAUCAUAGCAGAAGCCAGAAGGGAAACCAAGCCUCCAGAUAAUGCUUGACACAAGAAGCUGGCCAGCAGACAAUGCAUAAAUUCAAGGAUUGACAGGAAGAGUCACAGAGACAAAGGAUAAUAAGAAUACACGUCAGUUAUUUCGGCAUGGAAGGAGUAUAUUCUUACUACUUUGUGCUCUGCAGGUAUUCAGACAUGAAACUGACACUCAGCAAGCCUGAACAUGCAAGCUACUAACAAACCGUCAUCCCAUAUGUAACGACCUCACAAUGAUGUAAUGAGAAAGGGAACUCUGCCAAGUUUUGAGUUUUCUAUACACAAGAACAAGCAUCAAUAUCGAAUCCAGUCAGCAGAGCCUUAUGUAUUUGCUUGACAUUUCCUGAAACCAAUGGGAUUAAAGGAA
Molecule: messenger RNA, 2212 nt
Organism: Brachypodium distachyon (stiff brome)
Lineage: Eukaryota; Viridiplantae; Streptophyta; Magnoliopsida; Poales; Poaceae
Exons: 4
Coding region: 305-1564 (419 amino acids)
Source: RefSeq, a predicted model, not a curated record